AUGCUGAACUGGCAUUCGACCUCAGGAAACGGAAAUCCCGAUUAUUCUUCUGAUGCAUCAUCGACGUCCACCCUCCCUUCGCGCAUACUAGCGACUCCCCGAGGAUCCUCUUCCACUCGCACCGCUCGGUUUCGAACUAUCAGCCCUGAGCCUCGCGAACAACUCCAACCGCUCGCUAGUGAAGCAAAAUCUGGCGCAUCGAGUGCGCGAGCGACGGCAUCUACGCACAAACGAAAAUCGAACACACCACGUCCCAUAAAGUAUCAGACGAGUCGAGGGGAGCGACGUGAAUAUCUUCGUCGUCAGAUCAAGAAAGCUCAGGUCACCCGGGCUCGGGCUACUACCAGUAACACCGCCGCGCCGCGACGCGAACGAACUCCAGUCGUAGAACCAUUCGUGGGCUGCCAAGCUCCCACUUCCAAAGCCGAAAAUGUCUCCAGAGCGAGCUUGCCGAAAAUACUGGCAGCUCCUCCGGUUCAUCCGGUGGCGGUUGCACCAGCGCCAUUCCCAUUCGUUGUUACUGGAGACACAGGCGUCGACGUGUCGAACUUGAGGAACAUGAAGCGCACGCAGAUCGACAAGAAGAGAGCGUAUAUAAAGCAGUUGAACGGAGAAGCAGAACAGAUUCAGGAGACCGUGAAGAGGCUGGAAGGAAUGGCGGAAGCGGCGAAGAAGGAAUCUGAAGAAGCGAGUGGAAAGGCGAAGGAAAUAGAAAAGAAGGUGUAUGGGAUGGAGGAAAAGAUCCUGGAUGAUAUCAAGUAUCGACGGGACCAAAAUACUCAUAGUCAUGAGGCGAGGAAGGGAAGGGAACUGGUUCAAAAUGCGACGGAGAACAUGAAGGAGAUCAGCAGGUUGAUGGACGUGGCGAAGAUGGCGGAGUUCAGGAAAACAAGCCUGUGGAACCACGUGAACGACCACAGACGACUGGUAACGAAGAGGUGGGAAGUGAUGGGAAAGACCAUGGAGGAAAUCGGGCGUCUUUGGACCGAGUUGGAGAGAAUUUGAGAGCUGUUUUGAGACGGCGAGGCGAGGUAGAUGACCGGACGAGAUACAGUACUUAUUACUACUGCUCCUACUCUUUCGAAGCGACUUUCUUGAUCUUCUUGCCCAGUAGUAUUGGAAGUUUAUAUACGCAAGGACUAUACUCAUAGCGUAAUUGAUAGCACAUUUGUACUACAUAGCAAUGUCUUUAGUAGACCAAACGCCUGAACUG
Messenger RNA from Stereum hirsutum FP-91666 SS1, 1213 nucleotides. RefSeq lists its product as uncharacterized. The record is from RefSeq and is a predicted model, not a curated record. The coding region runs from base 1 to 1005 and encodes 334 amino acids. The transcript has a single exon. Lineage: Eukaryota; Fungi; Basidiomycota; Agaricomycetes; Russulales; Stereaceae.